AUGGCACUCACUUCAGACACAUCCUUCUGCUUCUCAGCUGAAUCCUCCCCUCUCAUCACCAUGUGCAGUAACUACUACAGAAACUCCUGUGGAGGCUGUGGCUACGGCUCUGGCUGCGGCUAUGGCUCAAGAUAUGGCUCUGGCUGUGGCUAUGGUUCUGUCUGCGGCUAUGGCUCUGGCUGUGGCUAUGGCUCUGGUUGUGGCUAUGGCUCAAGAUAUGGCUAUGGCUGUGGCUAUGGUUCAGGCUAUGGCUGUGGAUACGGCUCUGGCUCUAGCUGUGGAUAUGGUUCCAGGUACGGCUCAGGCUAUGGCUGUGGAUACGGCUCUGGCUAUGGCUGUGGAUAUGGUUCCAGGUAUGGCUGUGGUUAUGGCUGUGGAUAUGGUUCCAGGUAUGGCUGUGGUUAUGGCUGUGGAUAUGGUUCCAGGUAUGGCUCUGGCUAUGGCUGCGGAUACGGCUCUGGCUACGGCUGUGGAUACGGCUCUGGCUAUGGCUCUGGCUAUGGUUCUGGCUGCUGUAGCUAUAGAAAAUGCUACUCUUCUUGCUGCUAG
Molecule: messenger RNA, 549 nt
Organism: Microtus ochrogaster (prairie vole)
Lineage: Eukaryota; Metazoa; Chordata; Mammalia; Rodentia; Cricetidae
Product: keratin-associated protein 21-1-like
Exons: 1
Coding region: 1-549 (182 amino acids)
Source: RefSeq, a predicted model, not a curated record